AUGAACGAAAAAGUGUUUGUGGACAAAUUGGACAAGCUAACGAAUACUCAGCAGAGCAUUCAAGCAUUAUCGUUGUGGGUGAUAUAUCAUGCCAAACGAGCAAAAGAGAUUGUUCAAAUUUGGUUACGAGAAGUGAAGAAAGCAGCACCAAAGAGAAAAUUGUGUUACUUUUAUUUGGCUAACGAUGUCAUACAAAACUCUAGAAAGAAAACACAAGCCUUUGUGGAAGAAUUUCAACAAGUUUUACCCGUAGCCUUACAUGAUAACAUUUCCAUGAUGCCCCAAAACGAGCAAAAGAGUUUACAGAGAAUGUUCAAUGUUCUCGAAGAACGAAAGAUUUUUACUACAGAAUUCUCUAGAGAUUGUAAACGAAUUAUUGAUGGCGCCCUUGAAGGAAGCGGAUCUAGUGUACAAACAAGCAGUAUUCAUUCAGUAAGCGAUUCCAGUAGUUCAUCUUUGAAGAGAGACAGACAAGUUGCAUUUGGAUCUCCUCAAAUUGAUUCUACAAUUACAAAGCCACUUGUUAAAACCCUCACUCAACUAAAUGAAAUUAUGGAAUCUAAUCGCUUGGAUCAAAAAAGUUUUGCUGACAAUGAUAAACUAAUUUCAGAAUGUAAACAAAAAGUGUUGGAUAGAUCUGAUAUUGGAGAGGAUAGCUUAGCCAACAUGUCACCAUUUGCAUUAAAACAAUUGCAAUCCGACGUUGAAAGCAUGAUCACAAAAUGCACCGACUAUAAAUUUGCACUCGCUAAAGAAAAUAACAAGCGAAGAGAAUACAUUCAACAACUAGAGCAAGAAUUGAAAGAACAGCAAGACUUAUUGGACAAGUACAAUGAUUGUAUUAAAGAAUGGAACAAUAACUACAUUGUAGAUCUCCAAAAAGUCUCAACAUCUGUUGAAAUUCAUCUCAAUAACAAACGUCUUGGCACAAGUAGCAGCAGCAAUGCAACAAGUGCCUUCUCUUCACACGAUGAAGAUCCACUCGCCAGUACCGUUUACACAGACGACUUUUUCCGUGUUGACGAAGAUGAGGAAGGUGUGGAAUCUUCAAAUAAAAAGUUGAAAAUGGAAACACCUUUCGAUGAAGAUGAAGACCUUUUCAGUGAAGUGAAACAACGAACUGCUACUGCUGCGCCACUCACAGCCAGUGAUGUGAACAGUUUGAUGAGUUCCAUUCUUAGUGCGAUUGGAUCAAAGAAUGUAAACGGUUCGAAUCAUAAUGGUGGAUCAGCCACUUCCAAUGAGUUCGAUGCAACUUCUAGCGAUUAUCCUCCUUUCGAUUGA
This is a messenger RNA of Naegleria fowleri, 1284 nucleotides long. RefSeq lists its product as uncharacterized. Lineage: Eukaryota; Heterolobosea; Eutetramitea; Acrasida; Naegleriidae. The record is from RefSeq and is a predicted model, not a curated record. Gene Ontology annotation, cellular component: RNA polymerase II, holoenzyme. The coding region runs from base 1 to 1284 and encodes 427 amino acids. Gene Ontology annotation, molecular function: RNA polymerase II complex binding. Gene Ontology annotation, biological process: mRNA 3'-end processing. The transcript has 4 exons.